This is a messenger RNA of Rotaria sp. Silwood1, 1239 nucleotides long. NCBI's taxonomy places the organism in Eukaryota, Metazoa, Rotifera, Eurotatoria, Philodinida, Philodinidae. The record is from the annotation of a GenBank genome assembly.
AUGGUUGAACAAAAAGUACGACCUUUAAUUGAUCUCUAUUUGCAGUAUCCGAUAACAUAUCUUUCAUUAUCGGAUUUGUACACAUAUGAAGUUAUUAUAUUACUUAUCUAUGGUAUUAUAGUAAUAUUUUCUUUUUGUACGAAUUUUAUUGCCAUAAUUAUUUUUACAUUUGGUCGCCGUUCACGUUCUGAAUUAUCACCAUUUUUGCUCAAUUUAUCUGUAUUUAAUAUAAUAAUGACUGUUUAUUGUAUACCAUUUACCAUAACUUCACUUAUAUUUCAACGUUGGUUAUAUCCACGUGCAUUAUGUAUUGUACUUGAUGUUUUUAAAACAUUUUCUGUAUCAGGUGUAUUAUUAACAUUAAUAGCAAUAGCCAUUGAUCGUUACUGUGCUGUCAAAUAUCCAUUAGCAAUUAAAAUCUAUUCUGUACAUAAAAGAAAUUUAAUAGCAUUAUUAAUUAUAUGGCUAUUAAGUAUUGCUUUAGCCAUACUAUGGUCACCAGCAAGAUCGUUGCCAAUGCAAGAAAAACGUUUAUGGGUUAAUUCUCGUUCAUUAUUAAAAAGUUAUAUUGGUUCAAUUGAUAAUGUAACAGAUACAUCGAAAUCAGAUUAUUUAUUAAAAAGCCUACAUUAUCAACUUGUUGAUACAAUUCAAUGCGUACCAAAUAAAAAUCAACGACCAGUUGAAGUUCGACGAACCAUAUUAAACUUUUUACAAACAUAUUUUUUUCCAUUAUUUAUUCUUGGUUUUGUUUAUCUACGUAUAGCAGCUAUGUUAUGGAGGCGUUCUAAUGAUGGAAAUAAUGAUCUUAAUGGUACAACAAUAAUAACAAAUAAUUUAUUUACUCAUGAAAGCAUACAAUUCAAAAAGAAAUUAAAACAAGGUAUAAAAAUGUUACUUACUGUUGUUAUUUUAUAUGCUGUACUUUGGUUACCUAUGAAUGUGUUUCAAUUAUGUCUUAACUUACUUUGUUAUCAAAGAGUACAAUAUCACAACUUUUGUAGUCAUGGAACAUUACUUCAACUCCUUUACAUAGCAUCUCAUUUUUUAACUGUAUCAAAUACAGCUAUCAAUCCUAUUAUUUAUGGUUUUGCUAAUAUUCGUUUUCGAAGUGAUAUUCGACAAAUAAGACAUUGUAUUCUUCAUUGUCAAGGACGAACAUCAUUUUAUUAUCGUACGAGAUUUGCAAGAACACCUUCACAUGAACUUCGAAAUUUGUCAUCAAUCAAUAGGAAAUAA